Molecule: messenger RNA, 1346 nt
Organism: Trematomus bernacchii (emerald rockcod)
Lineage: Eukaryota; Metazoa; Chordata; Actinopteri; Perciformes; Nototheniidae
Exons: 6
Coding region: 173-1081 (302 amino acids)
Biological process (GO): cell surface receptor signaling pathway
Molecular function (GO): transmembrane signaling receptor activity
Source: RefSeq, a predicted model, not a curated record
AUAUUCAACUGUAUAAAUAACAUUGUCAGGAUCUUUUGUCAGACACACAACUGCUGGAACUCGAACAGUUCCUGGUUUCUCUUCAUAUGCUGCAUUUUCAAUCUUUCUAUUUACACAAAGUAGAAGAAUUUCUCAGAAACAGAGGAACAGGUUAUCAGUGUUGGAUGUGAAGAUGGGACACACUUUGCUCUCUCUACUGGGGUUUUUCUUGCUGAGUUUACUUUACUGUGGACAAGCUCAAGAUGCUGUGCUGACCAUUGAUCCAAACUGGACAACUUUCUUUUCUGGAGAGUCUGUUACCUUCAAGUGUGACAUCACAGGAGGCAGAUACAGCGACUGGUAUUACUCAAUCCUCCAGGAUGGUGGAGCAUUUCUCCCUCACCACAAACAUGAGAAAUAUAAAUUACAUUCUCUAACUCCAGGCUACAGUGGUGCGUACCAAUGUUUUUAUCAUCAGAAGAACUCAACAAAGGAAAGCAAUAAAAUCUAUCUAACUGUAUCAGAAAUACCUAAGCCUGUCCUCACUGUGUCUCCAUCAUGGCCGAGUCCUGGAGCCUCAGUAACUCUGAACUGCAGGGUUGAUCAUCCGUCUGCUGGCUGGAGCUUCUACUGGUAUAAGGCUGUUCCCCAAAAGUCAGACUACUCCUACAGCUUUGAGCUGCUACUUGGCAGCGAGAAUGGGACUGAACAGGAUCUCUUCAUCAUUGAUGGACAAACACACACAGCAGGAUAUGUUUGCAGAGCUGCAAGAGGAGAUCCAGUGUUUUACAGUUGGCACAGCAAACCUAAGUUUGUCUGGUCUGGAGAUUUGAAUUCAGCAGCGUCUCUCACAGUGAGUCCUGACAGUGUGCAGCACUUCACCAAAACGCCUGUGUCACUGAGCUGUGAGGGAAACUCCACUGAGUGGAGAGUGAGGAUGUUUUCUAAACCUGACUACCUUUAUCACUGUUCUAUCUUGGGGACAAAGACUGGAUCCACAUGCAAAAUAACCAGUUACAGGUUUAGUGGAGUGUUCUGGUGUGAGUCUGAAACAGGACAGUUCAGUAAUGCAGUCAACAUCACUAUGGAGUGUGAGUUUUAAUUAUUUAAAAUGUUUGUUUCUGAAGUAUUAUAUUGUUUUGAAAUGUGAAGGUGACUGAAUGUGAAUCAAUGUAUCAUCUUAAAACUUGCUAAUAUUCUCUUAUGAUGUCAACAUUUACACUUUCAUUCUUAGGCAUGUAAGUGUAUUGUAUCAUGGUGCACAAUUAUAAACUUUCUAUGAUUUUGUGGAUUUUAAUAGAGUGGUGCAGUGACGAGUCCUAAAACCCGGAAGUGAGUAAGCAUUUUACCACUACCGGUUCCCUCGU